Siniperca chuatsi (mandarin fish) is the source of this 7451-nucleotide messenger RNA. It is a transcript of the gene bahd1, whose product is annotated as bromo adjacent homology domain containing 1. Bases 937 to 3498 code for a protein of 853 amino acids. The transcript is spliced from 7 exons. Lineage: Eukaryota; Metazoa; Chordata; Actinopteri; Centrarchiformes; Sinipercidae. Gene Ontology annotation, molecular function: chromatin binding. The record is from RefSeq and is a predicted model, not a curated record.
GAUCUUAAUGAUGUUUAUGUUGCUGGUACACUGUAUAGGAAUGUAGCAGAAAUUUAUAAUAAUAGUUUAUUAUAGUUGCUUUUACUAGUCAUAUUUUAUAGUCUUUACAGUAUUUCACUGUCGACUUUUUAAACAUUCAGUGGUGAGUUCACAGUCAUGUUUGGCACUAUAAUAGUCCCAUAGGACCUAUUUUUCCUAGUUUGUAGUCACAUGUCUGUGUAUUGGGCUACUAUUACUUAUGUCCCUUAUGUUUUAAGCUUAUUUUAGGGGCAAACAGGUAAACAUUUAUAUCCUUCGCUGUUCUUCAGAUGAUCACUUCUUGCAGACCUUAUUUUUAUGAAGUGAUCUCAGACUGGUGGAAGUUUGGUGAUUUCCAGUGGGAUGUUUUUGCUGUGGACUGGCUUAAAAUAGAGCUAUUCCUAUAAUAAAAUGAUAGGACAUAUUUCAGAAUAAAUAAAUACACGUGCAUAUUUCUUACACAAGAGAUAAAAAAAUACCGUGAAGUGGGUUAAAAAUCCCCACUGACGCACAGUUUAGUCCCUGCAGGAAUAUUACAGCUCCGUGAUUUCGCGUUACAGAGGGAUGUCCCGGUGCAACGGCGAAUGUGAAUGCAGGCAGCGCAUGAAUAUUAUCUCCAGCAUGCCACUUCGGAAGUAGGUCACCGCUCACCGAUUUGUUCACCAUGUCUCCAGCUACUGUGGGCUGUUUGGUCCGCGGAUCGCUCCCCAGGUCGAAUGCCCGACCGAGUAGAAACUGACCAUCAGAAACAAGACGGACGGAAUAUUUUUGAUUUCCGACGGGACGCACAAGAGUGUGUGGACACAGGUGAUGAUCCAUGAUGAUGCUCACUGAAGGGUCUCUCUGAACUGAAACCCACUAUCGUAGGACCCUGUGGAUGAGAAGGAGGUGGUGGAUCUGCUCUUGGACGCUGAAACCAUGGUGAAAGCUCAGCGGAGCCAGCCUGUGAAAUGCGGGAUUCCCCAGAAGGAGAAGGGAAGCAAGGAAAAGGGAGGUGGUGUGAAAAAAGGGAAAGAGAGAAAGAUCGAGUUGAGAGGAAAGAAAAAGAAGGAUAAGAAAGAGUCACAUCGACAUAGAAAGAAGACACUGGCAGUGGGUGAUGGAGAUGCCCUGGACUGUUGCGUCCUGCUCACCCGCCUGGAGGAGAAAGGAGUUGCAGGUAAAAAAAAUGCAUCAAAAACUGGGAAACAAAAGAGUGUUAAAGUCAAAAAGAAGCUGCACUUCAGCUCCAUUCAAAGACGGACCAAAUCUGGAAUUAAGAAAACUUCCACAGCCAAUCAGAAAGCACUGGAACCAAAAAUCAACCAAUCUGACGCCUCACUCAAGUUGCCUGCACCUGUCCUUGAGCCCCGCAGGCGGAGAAUGGCUUCCCUCAAUGCUGAGGCUGUCAACAGCUUGCUGCUCUACAAAGACAAUUCUCUCACGUCAAAUCUCACAAAGAAACGGCAGCCUUCUAAUGAAGAUCCAGCUAAAGAUAGUCUCACUAAAACUGAACAUAGAGGUUGUAAAACCAAAAAGGUUCCUCCGGGAGGGAAAGCAGACCCAAAAGAAAGACCUAAAAAACAGAGGCGGUCAGCAGCGGAGGCUCAGAACAUUGACUGGUUGGCUUUGUUUGCACCAACGCCUCGCCGUCAGGCCGGCCUCACUGCUGCAACGCUGCUCAAACUCACCAGUGCCACGUACGGAACCAAACGGCAGAAGAAGACGGACCCCAAGCCGGGGAGUGGAAGUGAAGCAGCAGCUACGACUCAGAAUGAGAUUAGUGGUAAACCAGUGUGUGGAAGAAAAACACAUCCCAAAUGUGAGGACCAACUAAAGCACAGAAAACAGGGUACAGAGGAUCCAGUUCAUUCCCAGCAGGGCUCUGCCAUCCAGGGUUGCUGUAGUUUGUGCAAAAGCGAGGCUUCAGAUCCAGAGUGGAAGGGCACCACAGGAGGACAGGAGUGUCUCAAACAUGCACUCCAUUGUGGCUCUUCGCUGGGAUUUUCCUUGAAAACAAUCAAAGAGGAGCAGGUGGAGACCGAAGUGUCUUCCUGCUACUGCUGCUCCCAGGAGAGGUGUGUCGAGUACUGUCACAGACUGGCCCUCUUCCUGGAGGACAAGACCUUCAAGGAACCAGACGAUGGCUCGCUGUCCGAGGUGUUCCACCACCACCAUCACCACCACCAUCAUCAUCACCACCAUCUUCAGUCCGCCCACUCCGUAGCCCACCCAGCGGCCAUAACCAUCAGCCCGCACACGUACACCUGUUUCCCUGGCUACUACGUCCACUUUAGCCACCCGGACACCUCCCCCUCUCCCAUAUCACCCCUCGCUUUAUGCCCAAGGCGCGGCAAGAGACCCAAGCUGCUCCCCAGCACUGAUCCGCAGCCCUCAGGGAUUACCCAUCCAGUGUACUGCUGCACCUCAGUGGAGGCGUGCUACGGAGAGCCCUGCAGGAUCAACAGCUACUCUUCCUAUACUAGUAUGAUUCCAGCCAUGGCCAGAGGAGGGUGCUCCUUAAGCCCCACAGACUGCACCAAAUGUAACCACAGCAUCAAAAGAGAUGACUACCCAUCAACCCUCAAUGAUCAUCACAGUUCCUCCUCCAUCCCCAUCUGUCCCAGCCCCAGAAUCCUCACUGGCUGCCCCAUUCCCACUGUGCCUCCAGCCGGCCAAUCAGUGCCCCACAUUCAGACUCCGCUUUCCGACCCCAGCCAACCGCAGCCACCGCUGCAGGUGGCGAAGGAGUGUCCGCAGAGUGCCAAGUCGCCCAGCGGGUCGAGGUCUGGCGCGCGUGGCACCGGCAGCAUCAGCUCGGCUGUCUGCCCUCUCAACAGGGACAAGAAACAGAAGCUCGCCUCUGCCAACAUCGGAGGGCGAACGGUUGCAGAGAAGCCGAAGAACGGCCGCCAAAAAACCACCAACGGCUGGCAGCCAGUUGGCCUGCCCUUUCAGAAAGAGGUUUUCUCAGUGGGAGAGGAGGCUCUGGUGCUGAGGAAGUGUUUUGAGGGAGUCCAGAGGGACGGGGAGCUGAUUCGGGUCAGAGACACUGUUCUGCUGAAAUCUGGACCUAGGAAGAAGUCUCUGCCUUACGUGGCCAAGAUCUCAUCUCUGUGGGAAGAGCCAGAGUCAGGAGAGCUGAUGAUGAGUUUGUUUUGGUACUACCGCCCAGAACACACACAGGGGGGACGCAACCCCAGUAUACAUUGUGAGAAUGAGAUCUUUGCAUCUCGUCACCAGGAUGUGAACAGUGUGGCCUGUAUUGAAGACAAAUGCUAUGUCCUAACAUUGGCACAGUAUUGUCGAUUUUGUGCCUUGGUAAAACGCCGUAGGGACGGCGUACGUGACAUUUCCGCCUCCCUCGUGGUGCCACCCGUUGUUGGCAACGCCAUGCCCACCCACCACUGUGUGCCCGAUGACGUCGACCCAGAGCUGGUGUUUUUCUGUCGACACGUCUAUGACUUCCGCUACGGACGCCUCCUCAAGAACCUGCAGUAGCAUCUGACACAUAAUGCUAUUGGACGUGAGAUAAUGUUUCUUAUCCUCCACAACUUUAAUUAGCUACAUACCUACCUGCUGCCUGUGUGAGAGGAACCGGAAGUUUUGGAUGAAGGAUUGAGAGAUGAUCUAAUUUUGUUUUGAAAUCUCUAGUGCAUUUUUACAUGCCACACAUUUAUUUAGUAAGAGUAAUGGUCUGACAUAUUGUAUAAGAGUUAAUACGGCAGUGUAAAUGGUCUUUAUCAUACAUGGCUCUUUGGUGUUGUAGCAGCUGUGUGAAGAACCUCGAACGUACUCUGCUGUAGAAAACGCUACUGUAGCUAUUAGAAAUGUGACAUUUGAUAGAUAUGAAGAAAGGUUGAUGCUACAUACAAAUUAUUGUCUGCCUGACAGAUAUCAGACACACAAUGUGUCUUAAUGAUACACCAUAGCUAAAGAAAAUCUGAGGCUUAUCGUGCCGCAUCAGCCGGAAGAGACGAGAAACAAAGAUAUUUCUGAGUGGCUGAAAAUGUAAUCACAUUUGUCAUUAGAUUUCUCUGUAAGGCACUGCAUACAGAAGUUUGACAGAAAAGCUCCAGUGUGAACAUCUGCGUUCAAGAUGUUUAAAGGAAUAGUUAGAUAUUUUGGGGAAUGUGCUUUUUCGCUUUCUUGCCAAAAGUUAGAUGUGAAGAUCGAUACCUCUUUUACGUCUGUUCGUUAAAUAUGAAGCCACUGUUAGCAGCCAGUUAGCUUAGCUUAGCAUAAAGACUGGAAACAGGGGGACAGCGGGGCUAGCUGUUUCCCUGGCUUUGGACAGAACCAGGCUAGCUGUUUCCCUUUGUUUCCAGUCUUUGUGCUAAACUGAGCUAACUGGCUGCUUGGUCCAGCUACAUAUUUACCGGACAAGCAUGAGAGUGGUAUUGAUAUUCUCAUCUAAAUCUUGGCAAGAAAGCAUAAACAAUUCUAUUAUUUAACAUUUGCAUUUUCAUGUAAUUGUGAUUGACCUGUAGGUCUAUGUGGUAAACUCUGAACACAGCUGUGAGGAAAGUUCUUGAUCAGACGUUCACCUUUAUUACCACUGAUUAAGUACAUGCACAGCAAACAGUGAAAUGUGGGGUUCUUUGGCUACUUCUCUCGUGAGUUUCUGAGAGAAUUGUAGGUUUUAUGUUAUACCUGUAACUCUGAAAUUCACCUCAGUGGUGAUUUUCACAAUGUAGUACAGAACUGCACUCUACUAAGAAAGUGCAGUUCAGUUUAUUUGAAUUCGCAGUGUGAAGAUAUCCAAUGAGCCGAGCAUUAAGGGGAUUUAUGUUAUGCCAAUGCUGAGGAAUAUUUUACUUUCUCAAAGCUGUUUUCCAGAGGUGUGAUUUGACUUCGGUGUCAGCUAACUGUAUAUUUGCAUUUAUAUAUCUGGAUGAGUGUCUGUUCAUGGCAGAUGGCAUCAGUUAGUCACCUAUAUUCUUGUUUGUUCACCGAUGAGAUGGUGAGUAAUGUAUUCAGUGUAGCAUUUAGAUCUGUGAUUAUGAUUCAUUCCUAUGUUUGAGAGAAGAUAUGUAUUUAUUUCUGUACUGAGAAAAUAUAAUUUAUUUUCAAAAGAUAAUUUUAAAGAAUAGAGUUUUAGAUGAGUGGCUUUCCUGAUUAGAAAGGAGGUUGAAGUUGUCUCUCCUCCUUAGCUGCACUGUCUAAGAUGAAAAGUGUGUGAGUCAUUUGCAAUUGUAUUUCUGUGAUCGAUUGAGCUUGCUUACCCAAUACAAACCUAUUAAAUGUUGUGUUGAGAUGUUGAAGUCCUCCAGGCAGAUUUGAGGACACAUUUGGAGUAUUUGGAAGGAUCUCAGAUACAGUUUGAAGGACACCUGCUAACAUGUGACCAGAGAUGCUUAACCUGCAGGACCAAAAUGUACCAUGGACUCUCCCAGCGUCCUGUCAUUCUCCUAUCACCUCUCCUCUGAUGAUAAAGCUUUGCCUCUUCACCUUUAAAUGCCGAAUGCUACAAUGAUUUAAACUUACCUUACCAUUAGCCUGUGCCCUUGAUCUUGCUGCCUUAGAGAACAUUCCCAGCCUUUCAUCUAGAAAUGUGUACCGAUAUCAGCCUGGGGUAAUGAAGCUUUUUAGUGUGCUUAUCUUGAUUCCUAUAUGCUUGAGAUGCAUCUCAGGUCCAUCGCAUUCAUGUGAUCCUGUGUGAUCUGAAAGGCUAAACUGAUCCUUGAUCAACACUUUUAUUUCGACAAAAGUCUGCUCAAGUUUGAUUCAAAUUCAAAGUGAUCUUUAGUAUCAAACACCUAACACUCAGCAUUUUCGUAAAUAUUCUUUUUCACUUUCUUGUUUAGAGUUAAAUGAGAAGAUUGAUACCACUCAUACCUGUAUGCUAAAUACAGCAUAAAUGUUAAAUGUUAGCAUAAAGACUGCAGGAGGAAACAGCUAGCCUGGCUCUGUUGGAAAAGGCAACAAACUCCAGCUACCAGCACCUCACUGAUUAACGUUGUCUGUAAAAAUCAUGUAAAAAUGACAAUUUGCUGAUAGCUGGUUCUCCCUGUUUCCAGUCGUUAUGCUAAGCUAAGCUACCUGUCUGUAGGCUGUAGCUUCAUAUUUAGCAUACAGAUAUGUGUGUAUGUGGUAUUGAUUUUCUCAACUCUCGACAAGAAAGUGAUAAGCGUAUUUCUCAAAAUAUUGAACCAUUGCUUAAAGUUUGUAGAUUUGUGCUUGUCAAGGAACAGCAGCUACAGUCAGCUUAAAUUCUGUCAGUUGCAAUGAAGUUCAGACGUUACAGGUUUUCAUGGUGGACAAAAAGUCAAAUCAAAAUGUCCACAGAAACUUUUCUAAACCCCUUCUUCAUCAUAAUCCACCUCUCAACUGUCCGUCUGUAUGCUCAUUAUGUUACAAACAAUCACAUUUUGCCAAAAUACAGCUAAAGACACAGCUUCCUGGCAGAGCUUCAAGGAGGUUGAUAGCACAGCAUGGAGGUGGUGUACUUUGUAUCUGACAUGUUUUAAGCUGACCAAUAGCGCUGUUGUACAAACUACUUACAGCCACCUUACAAACACAGGGUGAGUAUGUGAUAGUCAAAAGAUAGAUUUUGGGUGGAGUAUCACUUGAAAAUGCCCACAUCCUGCCUACUUCUGCUUUACCCCCUGUACAAAGGGUGGGGUUCAUUUUGUGUGUUAAUUUACAAAAAUAUAAUUCACUAUAAUUAAUUAAUGGGUUGAUAUUUGACUUUAAAACAAGCCUCGGAUGAAUAUUUUCAAAUUGGUUAAUUCAGGCUAAAAUAGAAAGAGUAGACCCUGCCGUUUCACUCUGCCUUUCUCAGUAAACCAAAGGUUAUCAGUCUAUAUCAAAACUUUCUCCACUGACUGAAACAUUUUAUUGAGUAUUGAUAGAUGGUGGAUGUACAGCAGCAAAGCCCACACAGCACAAUACAACAAAACAGAAUUGGGUAAACUACAUUUGGUUUGAUUUGGUUCUGCAAUUUAAAAUCCCCCCGGGUGUUCUGGAUCAGAGUUAGAAACCACACACAGUACAUAUUACGGCCUUAGGAAUCCCUCAGCAAACUAAUUAUGUUUAAUCAAGAUGUGUGAUACUUAUGUCUUAAUUGGUCCACUGUGCCUGUUCCCAUUAACCCGUAUAUAUUCCAAGAGAGAAGGACGAGCAGUUACUGUUGUUUUUACCCACCUUCCAAAUGCCUUUCAUUUUUGUCAGAUGACGCUGGUCUGAACUGAAUCACCACAAAGAAAUGUUUGCACCAAAAAGAGGAAGGGGGGAAGGUAUUGACACAUGAAUUUAAUUCAUUUUCAUCCACAGGUGUACAAAAACCUAAACUUUGGUUCUUCUGAUGUGAAUUUAUGUUCAUAUUCUUUGCAUGGCGUUUUGGAAAUAUCUUGGAAAUAUUAAUCACAGCACAGAUUAUUUGUAUGGUUUCAAAUGGACCUCUGUAAUAUAAGAAAAAUAUUUAAUUGUAAUAAAUAAUAUAUGAGUUUGAA